GAUCGGUUCGGAAUUUUUACAGUGAGUGGGUGAAUGAGUCCAUGAACAUUUUAGGGAAGACGGUGAGGAUGAAUUGUGUGAUGUUCACUAUUUGAAAUGGGUCUAAACGAAACGGGAGCAAAUAAAGGGAGCCGGUGUGUUGGUGUGGCUGAGACCCGGGGAGAGUAGCCAAAAUCUGGAUACUGUGUCAAAGUGUGUGGCUGACUGGCCCUUUAGUGUGCAGGUGGACCCAGGCCAGAGGCAGCAGUGAGGAUGGGAGGUGGAGGACAGCUGACGGAGGCAGGAGAGCAGGUCAGUGGGCGAGCUGGUGGCGUCUACACCUGGGAGGAGGUGCAGAGCCACUGCAACAGGAAUGACCAGUGGCUGGUGAUUGAUCGGAAGGUUUACAACAUUACGCAGUGGGCCAAAAGGCACCCAGGAGGGAUCCGGGUCAUCAGCCACUACGCUGGAGAGGAUGCCACGGAGGCAUUCACUGCUUUUCAUCCCGACUUAAAGUUUGUGAGGAAGUUUCUGAAGCCUCUGCUGAUUGGAGAGCUGGCAGCGACAGAGCCCAGCCAGGACCGAAACAAAAACGCGACAAUCACACAGGACUUCCACACUUUACGUGCGAAGGCGGAGCGCGAGGGUCUGUUUCAAGCUCGGCCUUUGUUCUUCUGCCUCCACCUGGGUCACAUCCUGCUGCUGGAGGCCCUCGCCUGGCUGAUCAUCUGGAUUUGGGGAACUAGCUGGACACUGACCUUUCUGAGCGCCGUCAUGCUGGCAACUGCUCAGCUGCAGGCUGGGUGGCUGCAGCACGACUUCGGCCACCUGUCUGUCUUCAAGAAGUCCAGCUGGAAUCACGUGUUGCACAAGUUUGCCAUCGGCCAUUUGAAGGGAGCGUCUGCCAACUGGUGGAAUCACCGGCAUUACCAGCAUCACGCCAAACCCAACAUCUUCAGUAAGGACCCUGAUGUCAACAUGUUGCACGUCUUCGUAGUUGGAGCAACUCAACCGGUGGAGUACGGCAUAAAAAAGAUCAAAUAUAUGCCCUAUCACUACCAACACCAGUACUUCUUUCUUGUUGGACCGCCGCUUCUCAUUCCAGUGUACUUCCACAUUCAGAUCAUUCGCACCAUGAUUUCCCGCCACGACUGGGUGGAUCUGGCUUGGUCUCUGUCUUACUACCUGCGCUACCUUUGCUGUUCGGUGCCCAUGUAUGGUCUGUUUGGCUCCGUGGUGCUCCUCAGCUUCGUCAGGUUUUUGGAGAGCAACUGGUUUGUGUGGGUCACUCAAAUGAAUCAUCUGCCGAUGAACAUCGACCACGAUAAGCACCAGGACUGGCUGUCCAUGCAGCUGCACGCCACCUGUAAUAUUGAGCAGUCCCCCUUCAACGACUGGUUCAGCGGACACCUCAACUUUCAAAUCGAACACCAUUUGUUUCCCACGAUGCCACGCCACAACUACCACGUGGUGGCCCCGCAGGUCCGCGCGCUGUGUGAGAAACAUGGCGUUCCUUACCAGGUGAAAACAAUGUGGCGAGGCCUCGCUGAUGUUUUCAUGUCACUGAAAAACUCUGGCGACCUCUGGCUUGAUGCAUAUCUCCACAAAUGACAACUUUAAUUAUCUGCAAUGUACCGACAAGGAGCGCCAUUUUUUUUCUCCUUUUCUGCAUCAUAUAUUGAUUGUAUCUGUUAGCUUUUAUAAUCCAGUCGAUAUUGUGUGAAUGAUCUUUCUUAGUGUUGGUAUUAUAGUUCACUUUUUUCAGAUCCUGUGCCGGGUUUUUAGUGCUCGCAGAGUUUCUCUGAAUUGCCUUACAGUGUCUUGAACAACAGUCGUAUGGUGUUAUGAAUACAAUUGUGAAAACUGAUUGUGAGGUAUUUACAGUGAUUUUCAUUAUAUUUUUAUGUGAAGCAGAACAAUAAAAUGAGACAAUUACACGGACAAAUUACAAGUCCCGUGUAAUUGAGGAUGAAUUAGUUACUGCACUUAAUUUUAACUUACUUCUUGACUUGCAACUCUUGUUCUUAUCUUACAGUAUACAAUAAAGGAAAAGUAUUGACUGUUUAUCCACCUC
Messenger RNA from Cyclopterus lumpus (lumpfish), 2053 nucleotides. It is a transcript of the gene fads2, whose product is annotated as fatty acid desaturase 2. The transcript has 13 exons. The record is from RefSeq and is a predicted model, not a curated record. Gene Ontology annotation, biological process: lipid metabolic process. Gene Ontology annotation, molecular function: oxidoreductase activity, acting on paired donors, with oxidation of a pair of donors resulting in the reduction of molecular oxygen to two molecules of water. Gene Ontology annotation, cellular component: membrane. Lineage: Eukaryota; Metazoa; Chordata; Actinopteri; Perciformes; Cyclopteridae. Bases 253 to 1590 code for a protein of 445 amino acids.